This is a messenger RNA of Trichoderma breve, 1527 nucleotides long. Its product is annotated as major facilitator superfamily domain-containing protein. The record is from RefSeq and is a predicted model, not a curated record. Gene Ontology annotation, cellular component: membrane. The transcript is spliced from 4 exons. NCBI's taxonomy places the organism in Eukaryota, Fungi, Ascomycota, Sordariomycetes, Hypocreales, Hypocreaceae. Bases 1 to 1527 code for a protein of 508 amino acids. Gene Ontology annotation, molecular function: transmembrane transporter activity. Gene Ontology annotation, biological process: transmembrane transport.
AUGGCUUCCACCGCGGACACCAAACUGGAUUCCGUUCACGAAGAGCACAAAGGCAGCAUUGAUGGCGGCAAAAUUGAGAUGCCCAAUGACCAGAUCAAACAUGGAGAUCGGGCUUUGGCUCUCAUUGGCAGCGAGCAAAUCGAGCUUACGGAGGAAGAUAGUCGUCGGAUCUGUCGCAAAACGGAUCGAGUCAUCCUCGCCAUCUUAGUCUGGGUGUAUUUCCUGCAGAUACUCGACAAAUCCGUCCUCGGCUACGGCGCUACAUACGGAUUGAAGACGGAUACGCAUUUAACUGGAAACGAGUAUUCAUUAGUCGGCUCUAUUGCCCCGAUUGCACAACUGGCAUGGCAGCCCUUCUCAUCCUAUCUCAUUGUCAAAGUCCCGCAUCGAAUUUUGAUGCCCGCCCUUUGUUUAGGCUGGGCAGGUUGCCUGCCAUUGUUCAGCAUUAUUACGAGCCAAUGGUACAGACGAGCCGAGCAACCGAUUCGAGUUGCAGCGUGGUAUGGCACCAAUGGAGCUGCGACCAUUAUCGCGGCUGCUCUGUCCUAUGGUCUGGGACACAUUAAAUCAGAUCUACUAAAGGAGUGGCAAAUUAUCUUCCUCUUUGUCGGCCUUGUCACCAUCGUCUCCUCCCCAUUCAUCUACUGGAAGCUCGAUAACGAUAUCCCAUCCGCUCGGUUCCUAACGGAGCAAGAAAAGGCACAAGCUAUUGAAAGACUCCGAGCCAAUCAAACGGGAACAGGAAGCCGAGAGUUCAAGUGGAAACAUCUCCUUGAGGCCGCCGUAGAGCCUAAAACCUACUUGUGGAUCGCCAUGGCACUGCUUCUUAAUGUCGGUGCGAGUGUGACCAACACGUUCGGUCCUCUUAUCUUAAACGGCCUGACCAUUGUCAUCCUACUGGCGAGUUUCUUAGCCCAAAAGGCGCGUGUCAAAGGCGUCAUUCUCAUGCUCUUCAUGAUUCCUGUCGUCGCUGGCCUAGCUGUUCUUUACUCUGUACCUCGAGACAAUUCCGCAAAAGCAGCUCUUCUCGUGGGAUACUAUCUCCUCGCCUUUCUCUUCGGCGGAAAUCCCCUUAUUGUCACCUGGAUCGUUGGCAAUACGGCUGGCACCACGAAGAAAUCUUCGAUCAUGAGCGUCUACAACGCCGCUAGCUCAGCUGGCAACAUCAUUGGGCCUUUGCUCUUCAACGACAAAGACGCACCAGCCUACAAGCCUGGUCUCCGUGCUUGUUUGGCUAUCUUUGUGGCCCUUGUGGCGGUUGUCGCCAUCCAGUGGGCCAACCUUAUCGUCCUGAACAAGCUUCAGGAAAAGAAGCGUGUGCGCAACGGCAAAAAGGCAAAGGUUGUUGAUCACUCAAUGGAUUCAACAUAUCAGACUAUGGAUGAGCGUACCACGGUUGAAGAGGCUGUUAUUGCACAAGAAAAUGCAGCUGGCACUGUAGAGUUUGGGGGAGAAGCUCGACUUGGAGAGCAGGCGUUUUUGGAUCUUACGGAUCGUCAAAAUGACGAGUUUGUUUAUAUUUAUUGA